This is a messenger RNA of Acaulospora morrowiae, 808 nucleotides long. NCBI's taxonomy places the organism in Eukaryota, Fungi, Glomeromycota, Glomeromycetes, Diversisporales, Acaulosporaceae. The record is from the annotation of a GenBank genome assembly.
UAGAUCACCCUUCCUUCGUGGAGUAGAUCACCCUUCCUUCGUGGGAGUGUUAUCAUUCUUCCUUCGUGGGAGUGUUAUCAUCCUUCCUUCGUGGGAGUGUCAUCACCCUUCCUUCGUGGGAGUGCCAUCACCCUUCCUUCGUGGGAGUGCCAUCACCCUUCCUUCGUGGGAGUGUUAUCAUCCUUCCUUCGUGGGAGUGCCAUCACCCUUCCUUCGUGGGAGUGUUAUCAUCCUUCCUUCGUGGGAGUGCCAUCAUCCUUCCUUCGUGGGAGUGUCACCAUCCUUCCUUCGUGGGAGUGCCAAUUCACCCUUCCUUAGUGGAGUGCGAUCACCCUUCCUUCGUGGGAGUUGUCAUCAUCCUUCCUUUGUGGGAGUGUCAUCAUCCUUCCUUUGUGGGAGUGUCAUCAUCCUUCCUUCGUGGGAGUGUCAUCAUCCUUCCUUCGUGGGAGUGUUAUUAUCCUUCCUUCGUGGGAGUGCCAUCACCCUUCCUUCGUGGGAGUGUUAUCAUCCUUCCUUCAUGGGAGUGUUAUUAUCCUUCCUUCGUGGGAGUGCCAUCACCCUUCCUUCGUGGGAGUGCUAUCACCCUUCCUUCGUGGGAGUGUCACCAUCCUUCCUUCGUGGGAGUGCCAAUUCACCCUUCCUUCGUGAGAGUGUCAUCAUCCUUCCUUUGUGGGAGUGUCAUCACCCUUCCUUCGUGGGAGUGCCAAUUCACCCUUCCUUCGUGGGAGUGUCAUCAUCCUUCCUUCGUGGGAGUGUCAUCAUCCUUCCUUCGUGGGAAUGCCAAUUCACCCUUCCUUCGUGGGAGUGA